AUGAGUCAAUCCCAGCAGCUGCCUCCAGCCCGAAGGCAGGUCGGCGCAGGGACUUACGGGCCUCACGGAGGCCAGCCAGACGAAUUGCAUAUGCCUGGUAUGACUUCGAGUCCGCACGGUCAGAUGGGAUCACAGAAGGACUACACGCCACAAAUCAAGCUUGACUACCCGCCCGCAAACGCCCACCCCGCCGAUCAGACCCAACCUCAACACCAUCACCACCACCAACAGUCUGCUGGUUCAGGCGUACCAAACGUCCUACAGCCGGGUGGCCUGUCAGCCCGUCCAACAGCUGUUACCUCUAGUACUGCGCCAACUCUUGCCGCAAUACACGGCGCGAUGCCGCCUCCUUCGACCGGCCCACCUCCGUCGCAACAGAACCAACACGGGCACCAACAGUCGCCUGCUUCGCACGAGUAUCAAACACCGCCGAAGCCGUCCCUUUCGAUGGCGCAUUCUCACACGUAUUCUCUCUCUAGUCCCUCCGCUUCCUAUGACGGUCCGGCCAAUUACCAUGCCUAUACUCCAACGACGCCUGGCGGCCCGGCAUCCCAACUCAUGUCACCUGCAGAUGCUGGCAAGUAUGGUACCCCUGGGUCGCAACGAAACUUCUCCAAUACUCCGCUUGGGCUCGCCGAUAUAAGACCCCGCGCCGAUUCCAGCAUGUCAGACGGGGCUCCAGGAGCCACGGGUCAGGACAUUUCGAGCACACAACCUGGGCCCAGCAACUAUAUGGCCCCUUGGGCGGUCUAUGCAUUUGACUGGUGCAAGUGGCCCCCUCUGGGGAAUGGCGCUGGGAAACUGGCAGUAGGAAGUUAUCUUGAAGAUGGCCAUAAUUUUAUCCAAAUUCUUGACAGUCAAGUUGUUCCUGCGUCACAGGACGUUUACAGCCCAGGCACAUCGAAGUAUAGCUUGGAGUUCACCAAAGUGGCUGAAGCAACACAUUCGUACCCGGUUACUAGGCUUCUAUGGGAGCCUCCGUCAUCUCAGAAACAGUCCACAGAUCUUCUAGCGACGUCUGGUGACCACCUUCGACUUUGGUCACUGCCCUCUGAGACGCAAGCCAACCCGAGCAACAAUAUCACCCGCGGGGGUCGAGAUGCGUCCUCUAUCACAAAGCUGACGCCCUUGGCGCUGCUGUCGAAUUCGAAGACGCCAGACCAUACAGCACCUCUCACAUCCCUUGAUUGGAAUACCGUCUCUCCAAGUCUAAUCAUCACUUCAAGUAUCGAUACGACAUGUACCAUCUGGGACAUUCCGUCACUGACUGCCAAAACACAGCUUAUAGCUCACGAUAAGGAGGUCUAUGAUGUGCGAUUCUGUGCCAACAGUGUGGAUGUUUUUGUGAGCUGUGGCCAAGACGGAAGUGUCCGGAUGUUCGACCUGCGUAGCUUAGAACAUUCGACUAUUAUAUAUGAACCGACAGGCAAAGAGGAAAGAGAUGGGAGUGGUCGUUCCAGUCCAUCACAUUCACAACAAACCGCGGGUAGCCCACCUCCUCUAUUGCGUCUUGCAACAUCACCCCAUGACACGCAUCUUUUGGCAACCUUUGCCCAAGACUCGAGCACAAUUCGCAUCCUAGAUGUUCGGCAGCCAGGUCAAGCGCUCCUUGAGCUCAAGGGACAUACCGGCCCAAUCAACUGUGUCGAAUGGUCACCCCUUCGACGAGGAACGUUGGCAUCCGGCGGCGACGACUGCCAAGUUCUCAUCUGGGACCUCAUGAAUUCGAGUUCAUCGAUCGGAGGGCAUCCACUAAAUGGGGCUCCCCAGCAAGAUAACCACCGAAACCCAGUGGCCAGUUGGGAAUGUGAAUAUGAGGUUGGGAACCUUGGCUGGGUCCCUCACCUCCAGAAUACUGACUAUGGUGAAUGGCUGGGAAUCAGCGCGGGCCGCGGCAUCUGGGGGACACGCCUGGUGUGA
Metarhizium brunneum ARSEF 3297 is the source of this 1920-nucleotide messenger RNA. RefSeq lists its product as uncharacterized. Gene Ontology annotation, molecular function: protein binding. Gene Ontology annotation, cellular component: nucleus. Lineage: Eukaryota; Fungi; Ascomycota; Sordariomycetes; Hypocreales; Clavicipitaceae. The record is from RefSeq and is a predicted model, not a curated record.